GCGGAGCGGAGCGGGCUGUACCGGGCAUCAUGACGCUGGAUCCCGGUCAUAAUGAGCGCCUUCAGUAAGUGCAUGGAUGGGUGAGGAGGAAGGGGGAGGAAAACACUGAGCUGCUGCUGUGCCUCCAGGAUGGUGUCACCUCUGCGCGCUUUCACCCGGACAGGGGACACUGGCGGAGAAGAAGUGACUCACCGGCACCGGAAUUCACACCAUCAUCACCAGUCCGAGAAGUAGCAGUAUGGAGAAGUCGAGCAGGAAGCAGCAGGAGCGCAAAGAGAAGAAGCCCGGGAAGCUGUUCAAAAGGAAAUCUCUGAAGUCCGUGGGGAACUUUAUGAGCAGAAUCAUCAAAACUUUGGGCACUUUGACGCACUUUGGGGACGCGCAGCAGGACGCCGAGGAGGACGACGGAGGGUUUGGAGAUGGAGCGCCGUGCGUCCUGAGCUCCACCAUCGUCAAAGAGGAGAUGCACGUGAGCUGGGAUCGAAACGUGAAAUCCUCCGGCGAGUCCUGGACCCUGAACACCGGCAGGGAGAAGCUGAUGCACCAGUACGCCGACCGAGUGCCCGGGGUGCAGGGUCUGAAGAACCACGGGAACACCUGCUUCAUGAACGCCGUGGUGCAGUGCUUGAGCAACACCGACCUGCUGGCGGAGUACCUGGGGCUGCAGAGGUACAAGGUGGACCUGGGCAGCGUCAGGAUUAACGGGCUGCUGAGGUGCGAGGAGACCCGGCUGGAUAAAGGAGAAGUGACGGAGCAGCUGGCGGCUCUGGUCCGGGCGCUGUGGACUCUGGAGUACAGCCCGCAGCUGUCCGUGGACUUUAAGACCAUAGUGUCCAAGUACGGCUCCCAGUUCCGUGGAAACUCCCAACAUGACGCGCUGGAGUUCCUGCUGUGGCUGCUGGACCGCGUGCAUGAAGACGUCAACAUGGCCUCCCACAACAACAACAACAAGAAGACCAAAGCUCCAGGAAAGGGUCUCUGUGGGGCUGAGGACGUUCUGUGUCCUGAGUCCAGACUCCAGCACAGCUUCGUCCAGGAACAUUUCCAGGCACAGUACAAAUCUUCUCUGACGUGUCCUCACUGCAUGAAGCAGAGCAACACCUUCGACCCGUUCCUCUGCAUCUCUCUGCCCAUCCCGCUGCGCCAGACCAGGUUGCUGUGUGUGGUUCUGGUGUUCAGCACUAAAGGACAGCGGUACCUGCGGGUCGGGCUGGCUGUGCCUCUGUUCGGCUCUGUGGCCGGCAUGAGGAGGACGGUGGCUGACGAGGGGAAAAUCUCCCCAGACCAGGUGAUCCUGACAGAGGUUUACUCCACGGGCUUCCACCGCUCCUUCUUCGACGAGGAGGAUCUGACGAGCAUCGGCGAGAGUGACGUCGUCUACGCCUUCCAGGCUCCGCCCCUUUACAUCAGAGGAGGCUCUGCACGCAUCUCAGGGUACCACCACAGCCUCCCAUCCUCUCCGUACUCGUCGGGUCCUGAGAGUCAGAGGUUACCUUCGUCCGGGACUUUGUCGUCAGAGUUCCUGAACCACGGCGUCCCAGUAAAGAUCCUGCUGCUGGUGUGCAACGCUGCGGGGACGGGCCAACAGGCCGUCAGAUUUGGACCUCCGUUCCUGAUGAGGGAGGAUCGGUCUAUUUCCUGGGAGCAGCUGCAGCAGAGCAUCCUCAGCAAACUGUAUUACCUGAUGAUCAACGGAGCACAGGCUCAGAACAUCAGAGUGCUGUUCAACAUCCGCGUGGUGGGGGGGUCUGCGUUUCACAGCUACCUGUCUCCUCAGGACGGACGGCCGCUCUACCACCCUGCUGUGGACAGAGCGCUGAAGCUCUGCGGCUCAGGAGGACCUCCUCAUGUGAAGCUCAUCAUCGAGUGGGAGCACCGAAUCAAAGACUGCUUGUUUGGGAACAUCCAGGAGGAGGUGGUGAAGGAGGCAGAGAGUGUGAGGAGCCAGCAGCAGCAGCACGUCCAGCAGUACAGCUGCACACUGGACGAGUGCUUCCAGCUCUACACCAAGGAGGAGCAGUUGGCGCCCGAUGACGCCUGGAAGUGCCCCCACUGCCAGCAGCUGCAGCAGGGCACGGUGAAGAUGAACCUGUGGACGCUGCCGGACAUCCUCAUCCUCCACCUGAAGCGCUUCAGACAGGUGGGGGACCGCAGGAACAAGCUCACCACCUUCGUGCAAUUCCCCCUGACCGGCCUCGACAUGACGCCGCACAUGGUGACCCGGAAACACCCCACCCAGCACCACCAGACGAACCCAAACCAGCAGCAGCAGCAGCCGGGGUGGAAACCGUCCCGCCGACCGGACCCGACUCCACCUGACUUCCUGUACGAUCUGUACGCCGUGUGCAACCACCACGGAGGGAUGCACGGGGGACACUACACAGCGUUCUGCAGGAACUCGGUGGACGGCCAGUGGUACGGCUAUGAUGACAGCAGUGCGGAGGCGGUGCCAGAGGCGGAGGUGUGCACGCGUGGAGCCUACAUCCUCUUCUACCAGAGGAGAAACACCAUCCCCCCGUGGUCCGCCAGCUCCUCCGUCACUGGUUCCACCAGCUCAUCCACCUCUGACCACUGGCUGGUUCGGCUGGCGGAGGGGGGCAGUAAACGGGGUAGUGUGGUGUCAGGAGGGCCCCAUCCUGGACUGCCGGAAACCAAACAGCCCGAGUCUCCGGAGCUACCAGUGUUCGGAGAAGAACCCCCCAAAACAGAGGAGACAAAUGGGUUUGAAGCCAAGACGUUCGCCCGCGGGACUCAGGGCCGCAGCGUCAGCAUGAGAUCACCGACCAAACCCAAGGAGGCUCUGAGCAAAGUCCUGCCUCUGCGGUGGUCUUCUUUCGGCUCCAAGGACCGCGUCAGACCCCCGGCAGCGGCCAAGUCUGGAGAGCUGGUGGAGUACCUGGAGUCUGGGCGCCGCCCCCGCUGUACCAAAGACCCCAUCGUAACGCUGGUGGCCACCCCGCCGCUGAGGAAGGGACGAGCCUUGGAGGCGGACCUCAGCUCACCGAGCGGCAGCAGUUUGAGUUACUCAGAAAAACCCGGGUCUGACUCUCCUAAAGUACCGGAGGGACAGAGCAGAACCCGGGACGAUGCGUCUCUGAGGCAAAGGUCAUCGAAAAGACUAAGACAGGACCACAGCAGGACCCUGGACCUGCAGAGAGGGGCUAUCCUAGAGGGUCAGAUCAGCCACAGUGCACCACCCAGCAGGGACUCCACGCUAAGAAGGACUAAGCCGGGGACAGUGGCCUGCAGGGCUCAUAAAGACUUCCCACAGACUCAACCCGAGGACCGGCGGGAGGGCCGCAGCCACGAGAGCCUCCUGUCCUUCUUCAAACCCGGCUUCAUGAAGAAGGACGUCCCCGGGUCGCCGCUCAAGGGGCGGAUGAACGGACACCUGGGCCGGUUGGCGAGCAGUCACUUAGCCAAACUGUCCCUGUCCAACGGGACGCUGGGGCCGGAGGACAGGAAGGCCAACGGGGACGCCCAUCCCGGUAAAGUCGGGAACGGGAAGGCUGGGGCUCUCGACCCGGUGGACAUUAAGCGGGCGCACAGCUCCAGCAACAUCCAGAGCAGGAUGGAUUUGACUUUCCGCCGGUGUGCUUCCCUGCAGAGGAACGGGGAAAUAGUGGCCCCCCCGUCCCACCGAGUCCUGGUGACGGAGAAGCCCGUCUACGCCACUCUGCAGCGGACACGACUCAGCACACCCUCCCUGGUGCCUCUGUGACAGCCUGAGUGACUGUCGGACUCCCCCCGGCACAGCAGGAGGCGCUGCUGGAAACACUUCUCCUCUUAUAGUACUGUUCUAAGUUCUUACCUGUGUGUGUCUUAAACUAAAUCUAUGCAGAGCUGAAUUGACUGAGGAGGAAUACUGCUGUAAUGUGGUUUAUUCAACCCUUUCUUUGUUGGUUUUAAAAAGCAGUCUUCUGGUAAAUCGUGGUUUCAUUUUGAGUGUAUUUGAAAGGCGUGUGAUUUGGUGAAUUUGCAUGUUUGUGGCCCAUUAGCCUUUGUGUUGCACGGGCUGAGACAUGUAGGAUUGGGAAACACUGCAAAAGGUACUAAUGCCUGCACUGUAAAUUUGCUGCUAAGCCAACGCACAUCAUUUGCUUUGUCAUCUUCCAUCACCCGUCCGCUUAUCCGAGUCGGGUCGUGGAGGUAGCAGUUCCAGCAGAGAGCCCCAAAUCUAUCAUGUUCAUUUUGUAUCAGCAUGCACUUCCUUUAAUUCAAAAGUCUGCUACAUAAUCAGAGCUUUCCUGCUAAUGAAGGAGCAAUUACACUGCAGCCUAACUGGCAAAAGCACUUUCUGGUCUUUGUUUUAUUAUAUAUUUAUUUAUGGAAGAAUUCAUCUGCAACUUGCAAGCCAACAGUUUACUAACCUACUUUAAAGAGGCCCUAUUCUGCUUUUUGGGUUUCCUGCAGUGUGUUGUAAAGGUUUUUGUGCAGUAUGAGCACCUUUAUGGACAUGAAAGCAUGGAGACAUGUCCCAGUAGAGACACUACAUACUGAUAUACCCCUGAAAAUAAGUAGAAUUGGGCCUCUUUAUAUUAAAUGUCAAGCUCACCUGCCAAAAAGAAACUAUUAAACAGAAGCAAAACAGUCAAAAAGCACUUGAUGUUACCAACACUCUGCACUUCUUUUAAUUUACCGUUCUUGCAGCUGGAGAUAACCGGCUGGUAAAGAAACUCUCCGAAUUGCAAACCAACAGAUAACUAAUCAGUGGGAGACGACUGCGGGUGCACAUGAAAUCUGUAAACCCCAUUCUCCUUCAAACAACAUUUUCCUGUGCUUAUUAUUCAGCGUGUUUUUCUGUGGAUGGAUUAAGAGUUCUGGCUUAUCUUCAAACAGUAUGUGUGAAACGUUUGCACCAAAAACAGACACAUUCAAACCGCCCCAGAGCAACGGGAGCAGGAUGUUGUAAUGUGUAUCUCUCCCCCGCUGAAGUUGGGGUUGAUCCCGAUAAGAUGCCUACAGAAGCAAAGGUCCGUUUUCUCAUAUGGGAUUAAACAGAAGCUCUAUUAUUAUUUCUCUGCAGCCCCAGGGGGUCACCUUCACAUUAUCUGUAAUGAAGUCAUCACCACCGUUUCUGUUUCCAUGCAUCCAUCACAGGCGGGGGGGGGGGGGCAGAUUGUUUGCCGACACUGUAACUGUUUAAUGUCACUGUUUGAUUGCCAAACUGCAAUGCUAGUAAAUGAAGGAUGUUGCUGCGGGGGAAAUGUGGCUAGAUUUAUAUUUUAUUAUUCACUUUUUUAAAGGUUUUUGUACCUGAUGUGUAAUUAUGUCAUUUAAGUACCCGAUAAUGUUUCAGGUAUGACCUUUAUACGGCGGCCCACAGGGGAAGACGAGCUACAACCACCCAGAACAUUUCCAUCAGGAGGAACAUGCUGCAGCUUCAGAAACACACAUGUUCCAAAACACAUGAAAAACAUCUCCGGCAACUUGAGGAAACAUGGCUUUACUAAAAGCGCUGCAAAGACGAAACGCUCAAAAGCUCGGAGACCAGGGGGACACCAAAAAGUGACGCACACAGCUGGGACCGGAGCGCUUGGUGGCGUUCAGGAUCAUAAAUCUGGACCACUGCGGUUAUUCUGCUUUUUGUCAAUUUUUUUUUUGUCAAUUUUUUCCUUUUUUGUUUUGUCCUUUUUUCUCCUUUUGUCCCCAAAUGUUCUGUAGGCCUAUCUGUCUGCAUCAUUCUUUGUUAGUUUUUUUGUGAUCACAUUGGACCAUAGGUGGCUCUUAAAACAUUUCAGGUAAGUUUCAAACAACAGAGACAGUCGUCCAGCUUUAUGAUCCUGAACGUCACACAGGGCUCCGGUCCCAGCUGUGUGCGUCUCUCUUUAGUGUCCCCUGGUCUCCAGCUGUGUGCGUCUCUCUUUAGUGUCCCCUGGUCUCCAGCUGUGUGUGUCCCUCUUUAGUGUCCCCUGGUCUCCAGCUGUGUGCGUCUCUAUUUAGUGUCCCCUGGUCUCCAGCUGUGUGCGUCUCUCUUUAGUGUCCCCUGGUCUCCAGCUGUGUGCGUCUCUCUUUGGUGUCCCCUGGUCUCCAGCUGUGUGCGUCUCUCUUUAGUGUCCCCUGGUCUCCAGCUGUGUGCGUCUCUCUUUAGUGUCCCCUGGUCUCCAGCUGUGUGCGUCUCUCUUUAGUGUCCCCUGGUCUCCAGCUGUGUGCGUCUCUAUUUAGUGUCCCCUGGUCUCCAGCUGUGUGCGUCUCUCUUUAGUGUCCCCUGGUCUCCGGCUGUGUGCGUCUCUCUUUAGUGUCCCCUGGUCUCCGGCUGUGUGCAUCUCUCUUUAGUGUCCCCUGGUCUCCAGCUGUGUGAGUCUCUCUUUGGUGUCCCCUGGUCUCCAGCUGUGUGCGUCUCUCUUUAGUGUCCCCUGGUCUCCAGCUGUGUGCGUCUCUCUUUAGUGUCCCCUGGUCUCCAGCUGUGUGCGUCUCUCUUUAGUGUCCCCUGGUCUCCGGCUGUGUGCAUCUCUCUUUAGUGUCCCCUGGUCUCCAGCUGUGUGCGUCUCUCUUUAGUGUCCCCUGGUCUCCGGCUGUGUGCGUCUCUCUUUAGUGUCCCCUGGUCUCCAGCUGUGUGCGUCUCUCUUUAGUGUCCCCUGGUCUCCAGCUGUGUGCGUCUCUCUUAAGUGUCCCCUGGUCUCCAGCUGUGUGCGUCUCUCUUUAGUGUCCCCUGGUUUCCAGCUGUGUGCGUCUCUCUUUAGUGUCCCCUGGU
This is a messenger RNA of Eleginops maclovinus (Patagonian blennie), 6694 nucleotides long. It is a transcript of the gene usp43b, whose product is annotated as ubiquitin specific peptidase 43b. Lineage: Eukaryota; Metazoa; Chordata; Actinopteri; Perciformes; Eleginopidae. The record is from RefSeq and is a predicted model, not a curated record. Gene Ontology annotation, biological process: protein deubiquitination. Gene Ontology annotation, molecular function: cysteine-type deubiquitinase activity.